AUGAAUAAAGAUAUUCAAAUUGACGGCUAUAAAUUGGCUUCUCGGUUAGAUCGUGUUAGAGAUACUUGGGGAGGAGUUGCUAUGUUAGUAAAAGAACAUAUACCAUUUGACGAGCGAAUAGAUCUCAGAAAUGAUAAUCUUGAGGCAAUAUGGAUUGAAAUAACCUAUCCUAACUCGUCUCCAAUACUUGUAGCUACAAUUUUUAGACCACCUAAAUCACCUGUGUUGUGGUAUGAACAUUUUAUCGACAUGUGUGAGAAUGCAUAUUGCGAAGAAAAAGAAGUUAUCAUUAUGAGUGACAUUAAUAUUGAUUUCCUUAAACCUAAUUCAAUUCCUAAACAAUGGGUAGAUAUUAUCGAAUCGUACAACCUCACUCAACUCAUAAAGGUUCCAACUAGAGUUACUAAUUCGUCAAAGACAUGCAUCGAUCAUAUCUAUUUUACUAACCCAGAGCAUGUACGGGCAACUAAAGUGGCAACAAUAAGUAUUUCCGACCAUUUUCCGGUUUGUUACUCUCGAUCGCGUAACUCAGUGACAAGAAUACAUAAACAUUCAUCAAUCAAAUAUAGAUCAUAUAAGAAUUUUAAUCAAUCAGCUUUUCUGGAAGACCUAACCUUGGUGCCAUGGAACGUAUUCGAAUCUUUUGAUGACCCAAACGAUGCCUUGGACUGCUGGGAGAAACUUUUCCUGGAAGUAGUAGAAAAACAUCCACCUCUGAAGAAAAGACGUGUUAAGAAACCUAAACAACCAGAAUGGCUUACAGAAGAAAUGCUUAAAGCUAUGAAUACUAGGGACAAAUUUGCCCAACUAAACGAUGAUCGAAAUAGAAAAUUAUGGAGAAAUAAAGCAAACAAUCUUGUGAGAAAUGGCAAAACUACGUAUUACAGACAACUUAUUGAAAAUAAUAUUGGCAAUAGUAAGAAGCUAUGGAAUCUCAUUAGAGACCUAGCCCCUGAGGAAUCGAAAACUACUCCAACAACAUUGAAGGAUGGUGGUGUAACACUUUUCAACCAACAAGAUAUAUGUGAUAGUUUUAAUGAAUUCUUCGCACAAAUCGGAAAUGCGAUUGCUGCUUGUCUUCCCAAUUCCCGAAACGAUACAAGCGAUGUGCUUGCAGACUUCAUAAAUAAACACAUUGAAGUAAAUUCAACAUUUAAUAUUCCAAAGGUGUCUAUCGAUUUCGUGAGAGAAGAACUUAAUUAA
Molecule: messenger RNA, 1203 nt
Organism: Paramuricea clavata
Lineage: Eukaryota; Metazoa; Cnidaria; Anthozoa; Malacalcyonacea; Plexauridae
Source: the annotation of a GenBank genome assembly